AUGCCAGAUGAUUCUGAUCAGUACAGUAACUUACUCUACAAAACUUGCACAACCCAAACUUUCAGAUCUUCUAACCAUGCCCAAGCCCUUUCCUCCUUCUUUCAGGACCUCCUAGCCCAAUCUUCCCAAUCCAAAUUCUUCAAAACCACAGCUGGAGACGAAAACGGUGCCGUUUCAGGCCUCUUCCAAUGCAGAGGAGAUCUCAGCAACAACGAGUGUCAAACCUGCAUAACAACCCUCUCUCACCUUUCAAACUCCUUAUGCCCACAAUCUGUCUCUGUUCGCUUUCAUCUUCCGGGGUGCUAUGUUCUCUACGAAGCUGAAGGUCUCACUGGGGUAAGUAAUGGUGAUGAGGACCGCCAUGAAAAUGUGCACAAAACUUGCAGGGGAGGAAAGGUGGUGGGAAGGGAGUUUGAGGAGAUGAGAGAUGGUGGGUUUGCAGCCAUGGAAAGUGGGAUGUGGAAGAUGAUGAGUAAGGAUGGGUUUUACUCUGUGGAUUAUCAACUGGUCCGUGUCAUGGCGCAGUGCCAAGGAGACUUGCUGAGACAUGUCUGUGAUUGCGGUGAAUGUGUGAGCAGCGCGCUGGAGAUUGUUAGUGAAGAAUGUGGCGGAUCAGUUUCAGGCCAAGUUUAUUUGGACAAAUGCUUUGCUGGAUAUACUUAUUAUCCUUAUGGAAUACCAGAUGAGAAGAAGAACGGAGAUAAUACAAGGAAGUCAGUUGCAAUUGUUUUGGGAGGAGCAGCGGCUUUGAUCUUCGGGUUUAUUUUCUUCUUGGUCCUCAAGAACUUGGGGAAGAAGGAUGAUG
Messenger RNA from Carica papaya (papaya), 805 nucleotides. NCBI's taxonomy places the organism in Eukaryota, Viridiplantae, Streptophyta, Magnoliopsida, Brassicales, Caricaceae. The record is from RefSeq and is a predicted model, not a curated record.